Molecule: messenger RNA, 2298 nt
Organism: Dalotia coriaria
Lineage: Eukaryota; Metazoa; Arthropoda; Insecta; Coleoptera; Staphylinidae
Gene: AGBE
Product: 1,4-alpha-glucan-branching enzyme
Exons: 5
Coding region: 137-2227 (696 amino acids)
Biological process (GO): glycogen biosynthetic process
Cellular component (GO): cytoplasm
Molecular function (GO): cation binding; 1,4-alpha-glucan branching enzyme activity; hydrolase activity, hydrolyzing O-glycosyl compounds
Source: RefSeq, a predicted model, not a curated record
ACCGCCUCAACGCUAGACGAGUUAAUCAAGCGCGUUAUCAUGCAAGCGGCAUUGGCACUUGACAUUCUAACGCGCCUUCAAGCGGCCGCAAAAACUCCCCGCUAACAGAACCAUUUUGCUCACUUUUCGGCUCACGAUGGGCGGCAAAUACACGAAGUUGGAUCCGAUGGACGUGGAGGUGCCCAAACUACAGGCGCUCCUCGAACGCGAUCCCUACCUGAAGCCCUACGAGCGGGAACUGCGACGCCGCUAUGCGUGCUUAAAGGACAUCGAAGAUGAAAUUGAAACCAACGGACGAGGAAUCGAAGACUUUACAAAAGGAUAUAAAUAUUAUGGCGUACGCGUGCAGCAGGAUAACUCAAUUAUAUGCCGAGAGUGGGCACCUGCAGCCACACAACUUUAUUUAACGGGAGACUUCAAUGGCUGGAACCGGGAUAGUCAUCCUUAUAAUAAACUAGAGUACGGAAAAUGGGAACUGCAUAUCCCACCAAAAGAGGACGGCAGUUGCGCUAUUCCACAUCUAUCAGAACUUAAGGUGGUUGUUCAAAGCAAGGACUGUAAAAAUGACCGCCUGUCACCAUGGGCGACAUAUGUUGUCGAACCACCCAAACAUGAAGGUACCAUUUACAAACACAAGUUCUGGAAUCCACCUCAGCCUGAAAGAUACUUGUUCAAACACGCCAAACCGAAGAAACCUGCCUCACUUAGAAUCUACGAAUGCCAUGUUGGUAUCGCCACUAGUGAACUCCGUGUGGGUACUUACGAUGAAUUCACCACCAACAUUCUACCUCGAAUCAAACGUCAAGGCUACAAUACCAUCCAGUUAAUGGCGGUUAUGGAGCAUGCGUACUACGCCAGCUUCGGCUAUCAAGUAACAAGUUUCUUCGCCGCGUCCAGUCGUUACGGCACCCCUGAACAACUCAAACGCUUAGUGGACACUGCUCACUCCAUGGGCAUUGUUGUCCUCCUGGAUGUAGUUCAUUCCCAUGCAAGCAAAAAUGUCCUCGAUGGUUUAAACCAGUUUGAUGGCUCAGAUGCAGGGUACUUCCAUGCUGGAUCGCGCGGUUAUCACAGCCUAUGGGACUCGAGACUCUUCAACUAUUCAGAGUUGGAAGUGUUGCGUUUCCUGCUGUCUAACCUGCGCUGGUGGUUAGAGGAAUAUAACUUCGACGGCUUCCGAUUCGAUGGUGUCACCUCCAUGCUUUAUCACUCCAGAGGCAUCGGAGAAGGCUUUGCGGGUAGCUACGAUCAGUACUACGGCCUUAAUGUCGACACCGAGGCAUUGGUCUAUCUUACUCUUGCCAAUAAAGUUAUACAUAACUUGCAUCCGCAUGCGGUUACAAUCGCAGAGGAUGUGUCUGGCAUGCCAGCCACCUGCCGUCCGGUGGACGAAGGUGGUUUGGGUUUUGACUACCGGCUAGCCAUGGCAAUCCCGGACAAAUGGAUCGAACUGCUCAAAGAGUGCCGUGAUGAGGACUGGGAUAUUGGCAAUGUGGUGCAUACGCUAACCAACCGCCGAUGGAUGGAACCAGCCGUAGCGUACUGCGAGUCACAUGAUCAAGCCUUGGUUGGUGAUAAGACCAUUGCGUUCUGGUUGAUGGACGCGGCUAUGUACACGAAUAUGAGCACCAUUUCAGAGAAAACUACAGAGGUUGAGCGUGGCAUGGCGCUGCACAAGUGCAUACGUCUCAUUACGCAUGCGCUUGGUGGUGAGGCAUAUCUAAACUUCAUUGGGAACGAGUUCGGGCACCCGGAGUGGUUGGAUUUCCCCAGGGAGGGAAACGCUAGUUCUUAUCACUACGCAAGACGACAAUGGCACCUUGUCGAUGAUGACCUGUUGCGAUACAAAGAACUAAAUGCAUUCGACGCAGCCAUGAAUCAUUUAGAAGAGAAGUACGGCUGGUUGCAUAAGGGACCGGCGUAUGUCAGUUGCAAACAUCAGGAUGACAAAGUCAUCGUGUUCGAAAGGGCUGGACUACUCUUCGUGUUCAAUUUCCACGCAAACAAAAGUUUCGCCGAUUACCGCGUGGGAUAUGAUGGCGCUGAGGGUACUAAACUGAAAGUUGUACUCUCCACGGACAAUCAGGAGUUUGGAGGAAUGGCUCGAAUUGAUGGAAGGGUGGAGCAUGUUGUUGGGGGCGGGGCGUAUUCCAACAGGGCCAACUCCGUGCUGGUGUACAUUCCAGCAAGAACCGCUAUUGUUUUAGCACCAAUUGAUAAGUGCUAACCGGCUAUUAGUUCUACUUUUGUUAAAAUACUGUUUACAAGUGCCAUUUGUUAAUAAACCAUUGCGAUUUA